Molecule: messenger RNA, 1154 nt
Organism: Ochlerotatus camptorhynchus
Lineage: Eukaryota; Metazoa; Arthropoda; Insecta; Diptera; Culicidae
Gene: Mpc1
Product: mitochondrial pyruvate carrier
Exons: 3
Coding region: 375-734 (119 amino acids)
Biological process (GO): pyruvate import into mitochondria
Cellular component (GO): mitochondrial inner membrane
Source: RefSeq, a predicted model, not a curated record
UGCGAUGCGGCGGUGUGUCGAUUCUCGACAACAUAUUAAUGUUUUAUUUACCAUUCCCCGUAUACGAGCAGAUACAAGUUCACCAACUCGUUACGUAUUAAUUUGCCUUCAAGGCCACUAAACCAACGCAACAUAAAAAGUUCCUCUUGUUAGCUUGAUUAGUGUUGUUCACAUUCUAGCUGUGUGCAGUCAGAUAAAGUGCGAGGGCAACGUGUUCGACCGGAAUCCUUCCCUUUACCUUUCCACGGAUAAUCCAUAAUCAACCGCGGGAGCUACUACCUGUCCCAUUUGUACAUUCGAUCCCCCAGCCCGCGCAACACUCGGAAGUCCUAUCGACAGUUGAUUAUUGGUGACUAAUUAAAACCAGCACAGAGAUGGCAGCCGCAAUGGGAAGGAAGCUGAUCGACAGCUUGAAGAGCAAGGAAUUCCGAGAUUAUCUGAUGAGCACCCACUUCUGGGGUCCGGUCGCCAACUGGGGUAUUCCAAUCGCUGCUCUCGCUGAUAUCAAAAAGGAUCCGAAAAUCAUCUCCGGGACGAUGACCACUGCCCUCUGCCUCUACUCGAUGGUCUUCAUGCGCUUCGCCUGGAAGGUGCAGCCGCGGAACAUGCUCCUGUUAGGUUGCCACAUUACCAACUUCACCGCCCAGAGCAUCCAGGGAGCGCGGUGCGUGGAGUACAACUACCUGGGGAAAAAGGAUGUUGCCGCUCCAACCGAAGCAAAGAAAACCAAGUAAACUCAACUGAACGCGUUGAGUUGACUAGGGAUGGUAGGGAAUUCUCUCGAAUGGUGGAUGUCGAAUCAAGCUAGCAAAAUUUUCAAAGGUAUAACUAUUAAGAGUUGUGUAAGUUAACAAGCUGUUUCUCCAGGACUAAAAGUUCACAGAACAGGUGCUUUCGUAAACAAAGGGAAUAUGAUUCUACUGAUUUAUAGGUUUAACGAUUGAUCCGGAGUUAGAGUGGACGUUUUUGUGUUGUUGUUGUUGUGGAGCUUGCAACGGUCCAGUGUCGGGUACUGUCAGUUUACAAGGGAAAACGAUACAAUACAGGGGGGUUAGAAAGGGGUAGAGCGUAACACUUUUUAGACAAACUUAACACGUAGGAUAUAAAAUUAUACAAGCGCACUUUUGCACCAUUUGUAGUAAACGAUAAAACCG